This is a messenger RNA of Synchytrium microbalum, 1017 nucleotides long. RefSeq lists its product as uncharacterized. The transcript has 8 exons. Lineage: Eukaryota; Fungi; Chytridiomycota; Chytridiomycetes; Synchytriales; Synchytriaceae. Gene Ontology annotation, molecular function: oxidoreductase activity. Bases 1 to 1017 code for a protein of 338 amino acids. The record is from RefSeq and is a predicted model, not a curated record.
AUGGCGACUAUGAAGGCUGUGUUGGUCCAAAAUGGCAAAGGAGAAGCAGAUGAUAUGUACAUAGGAGAUGCUCCUAAGCCUGUUCCUGGCCCAGAUUCAUUGCUGGUCAAGGUCAAGGCUUUUGCGCUGAAUCGAGCUGACACACUUCAAAGACGUGGAGGGUACCCUGCUCCAGCUGGAAGUUCUCCUAUUAUGGGACUUGAACUGUCUGGAAUUGUGGAAGCGGUCGGUGAAAAUGCAACGUCAUUCCGAGUUGGCGAUCACGUAUUUGGACUCGUCGGUGGUGGAGCAUACGCGGAAUACUGCUUGCUACAUUACCGUGCUGCUAUUCUAGUCCCACCAGAACUCUCUUUCGUUCAAGCUGCUGCAGUCCCCGAAGCCCACUUUACUGCAUACAAGGCACUUCAUUUUGUAUGUGAAAUCCAAAGUGGAGAGGAUGUACUUAUUCAUGCUGGAGCAUCAGGUGUUGGUGUUGCUGCUAUACAGUUGGCAAAGAUGGCUGGAGCAAACCGAAUCAUUAUAACAGCAGGCUCAGAAGACAAGCUCGAAUUCUGUAAAUCAUUAGGGGCAACACAUGGAAUCAAUUACAAGACUGAAAACUUCAAGGACAAGAUUGCUGAAAUCACAAAUGGUCGUGGUGUGGAUUGUAUUGUGGAUUUCGUUGGUGCUAGUUAUUGGGAUUCAAAUGUUGCUAGCAUGGCGAUAGACGGAAGGAUGUGCAUGUUGGCUUUCUUGGGUGGUGCAACCAAAGAAUCAGUCAACUUGGCACCAUUCUUAUGGAAGCGAUUACGGAUCCAAGGAUCAGCACUACGAUCACGCUCUCUAGCCUACCAAAUCAGGUUACGUGAUCAAUUCGUUGAAGAAGUGAUGCCUGGACUAUUGGAUGGAAGAAUGAAGCUGAUUAUUGAUUCAGAGUUUCCAUGGACUCGUAUUGCAGAGGCUCACAAGCAAGUAUAUGGAAAGCAAUAUGAAUUCUGGCAAAAUAGUCAUUACAACCACAGAUUGAAAAAGGUGUAA